Pieris macdunnoughi is the source of this 1614-nucleotide messenger RNA. NCBI's taxonomy places the organism in Eukaryota, Metazoa, Arthropoda, Insecta, Lepidoptera, Pieridae. The record is from the annotation of a GenBank genome assembly.
AUGAGUGAACAUAAGGAAAAUAGCGAAAAUACUCAAAAACAAGAUGAUUCGUUAUGCGUUCAAGAUGUUCGUUAUCCAAAGAAAGAUAGUGCCCUAAUAAAAGCCCUACGAAAACAUUGCUGCAUACCACAACAAUGGGUUUUUGGUGUAAUAAGUUUAAUUGGUUUGUGCAAUGCCUAUACUAUGCGCGUUACGCUUAACCUUGCCAUCACACAAAUGGUAAACAGAACCAAAAUCGAAAAAGAACAUUUUGAUCCUGAUGCCUGCCCAAGCGAUGAAAUUAUUGGAAAUAUUACGACACUCGUAGACAAAUCACAUGCAAUAUUCGAUUGGAAUGAGGAAGUACAAGGAUUUAUAUUAAGUGGGUUCUACUAUGGAUACGGUUUAACUCAGAUUCUUGGAGGUUUUUUAGCAGAAAAGUAUGAAGCUAAAUGGACGCUCGGCAUUGGUUUACUUACUACUGCGAUAUUUACAUUCUUAACUCCACUAAUUACAAGAAUUGGGGGUUCUACAUGGCUUUUUAUAUUGAGAGUCCUUCAAGGCAUGGGGGAGGGGCCGACUGUACCAGCACUUAUGAUAAUGAUGUCAAGAUGGACCCCACCAGAUAAAAGAGCACUUCAAGGAGCCCUCAUUUUCGGCGGUGCUCAAUUGGGAAAUAUGUUUGGUUCUUUAAUGGGCGGAACUAUAAUGGCUGGCGGACGGGAUUGGGCUUACGUUUUCUAUUUCUUCGGGGGAUUCGGGGUAGUUUGGUUUAUAUUGUGGAGUCUUCUUUGCUACAAUGAACCAAAUCAACAUCCGUUUAUUUCCUAUGAAGAGUUAGACUAUCUGAACAGAGUAGUGAAGCGCGCUAAAGUGACGUCAUCCAGUGAUCCAGUACCAUGGAAGGCGAUGCUCCGAUCACCAGCUGCUUGGGCAUUACUCUUUGCUGGAAUUGGCCACGAUUGGGGUUUCUAUACCAUGGUCUCUGAUCUUCCAAAGUAUAUGCACGAUGUGCUGAAAUUCAACAUCGCUAAGACAGGCGCUUUAACCUGCCUACCAUUUUUAGCUAAGUGGAUUUGUGGGUUUAUGUUUGGAUUUACCUGUGAUUACGGGAUUAAAAAGGGUUGGCACAGCGUCCGAAUGGGAAGAAUUAUUUAUACUACUCUCGGAUCCGUGUUGCCAGCAACUUGCAUAAUAUUAGCGUCCUAUUCGGGAUGCAAUCGUACGGUUGCGUUAGGAUGUUUCGUUUUAGCUAUGGGCUUUAUGGGAGCUUAUGUUAGUGGAAUGAAAGUAAAUACACUGGAUGUAGCGCCGAAUCACGCUGGCUCCGUGACAUCCUUCAUUAAUACAAUUACAACUUUGGCUGGCAUAAUUUCACCCUACCUCAUCGGAUUAAUGACACCUGAUUCUACUUUGGUGCAAUGGAGGAGAGCAUUUUGGAUAUGUUUCGCGAUAAUGGUGGGGAGCAAUGUUCUCUAUGGCUUCUUGGCAGAUGGCAAGCAGCAAUGGUGGGAUGAUGUUAGGCAGUUCGGUUACCCCCCAAACUGGAAACAUGGACCCAUAAUAAAGGAAGUUCCAGUUGAACCAGAGUCAAUCAAACUCUGUAAAAAGGACGAAGAAGAAACGGAAAAAUAA